ACCAAGUGCACCCGCUUCUGUGUCUAAUGUCAGCCCGUCUCGAUCUGUCAGUUCGCUCGGCGCGUCGUCGGUGUACAUCGUAUAUACGCGUUAUCCGUUACUUUAUUCAUUUGAAUCUUUAUAUGAAAUGUAAAAUGUCGCGGCGAGACGCUGUAAGACAGAUCGAUCGUUGUAAAUAAAGUUCUUUGAGGAGAAUUGACGAGUUAACAUCGUUUCUGCGCGAUUAAUCAUUCUAUAAAUUUUAUACGUUAGUGUUUUUCGAUUAUUCUAAGUGACGAUUAUUACAGACUGCUGUUGGAAUUGUCAGUUUUAACAAAGUUUUUACUUCCUGAAUUUAUAUCUUCCCCACCUGCAAUGAUGUCGUAUGAUUAUCCUCAUCCAGUCUCGAGAACGUAUCAAUACAAAAAGAUAACGAAGCCGCUUUUGGAGAGGAAGAGGCGAGCGCGCAUAAAUCGUUGCCUCGACGAACUUAAGGAUCUCAUGGUGGAUGCUUUACAGACCGAGGGCGAGAACAUCAGCAAGCUGGAGAAGGCGGACAUCCUCGAGUUGACGGUGCGUCAUCUGCAGAAGUUGCAGGCCUCGCGACCGACCGGAUUGUCGACGUCGCUCGCGAGCGACGACGAAAUAUCCGCAGAGAGCCGCUGGCAAUCCGGCUUCGGGCAUUGCGCGGCGGAAGCCUGCAGAUUUCUCUCGUCGCUUCCAGGUGAAACCGCGGAGAGGCUGGCGAGACACCUCGCAGCUGGCCUUCAAACGAGCCGGCAAACAAAUUCACCGCCGAAAGCCAAUCUGUCAUCGCCUACCCUGGUCAAUCUGGAUCGCAUCGCCAACGUCGUGGCACCUUGUCCCGUCGCCACCUCCGGCGAAAUUGACUCGACGAUACUUUCUGCAAGCGUGUCGCCGGAGAUCAAAUCCAUGGCCCGUGAUAAGACUGUCGACGCGGGCGCGUCGACGACAACCGCUUCUUCCACGCCUCGAUGUCGGCCCUCGAUGUCGCUCGUUAACGACGAUGAAAAAUUAACAGCAAAUUGCAGCGGCAAACCGAAAAGUAUGAGGGAUCGGCGGCCAACGACAACGAUGACGGAGACAAGGAACAAAACGAAUGAUCCGCAGGACAUUAACGCCGAUGACGACGAAGAAAUCGACGUCGAACGCGUGGACGAGCGCGACCCGAUGUGGCGACCAUGGUAGCGAAUGCAUUUUUUUCGGAAUAAGUGAUCGAUGAGAUGCAUUCAGAGACUAUCUUAGAACCGUUGUUCGUCUCAUCUGGACAUGAUUUUGACGUUUUCGAAGCUGAUUCUUCAAAAUGUUCCCGGCAUCCUGAUUAUUAUUUUAAACUUGUAACUGAGAGUAAAGAGACAAACGAAAUGUAACAUGUUUAUUAUCUACUUAAUUGCAGGUUUAUAUUACUCGAAUGAUAUUUUAUAAUUUAAGGCUUAAUUAAAAAGUAGGUCUAAUGUGUUGCAUAUUAUAUAAAAUAUUAUAUGACAUUUCUUAAUGAUUGAUAGAAGUUAUUGUAAAAAAUAGAAAAAAUAGGACAAAAAUAUUAGAAAUA
Camponotus floridanus (Florida carpenter ant) is the source of this 1552-nucleotide messenger RNA. Its product is annotated as enhancer of split mgamma protein. Gene Ontology annotation, molecular function: DNA-binding transcription factor activity, RNA polymerase II-specific; RNA polymerase II cis-regulatory region sequence-specific DNA binding; protein dimerization activity. Bases 355 to 1188 code for a protein of 277 amino acids. The transcript has 5 exons. The record is from RefSeq and is a predicted model, not a curated record. NCBI's taxonomy places the organism in Eukaryota, Metazoa, Arthropoda, Insecta, Hymenoptera, Formicidae. Gene Ontology annotation, cellular component: nucleus. Gene Ontology annotation, biological process: regulation of transcription by RNA polymerase II; regulation of neurogenesis; anterior/posterior pattern specification.